Messenger RNA from Zophobas morio, 1293 nucleotides. RefSeq names its product alpha Soluble NSF attachment protein (gene alphaSnap). Gene Ontology annotation, cellular component: vacuolar membrane; SNARE complex. Lineage: Eukaryota; Metazoa; Arthropoda; Insecta; Coleoptera; Tenebrionidae. The record is from RefSeq and is a predicted model, not a curated record. Gene Ontology annotation, biological process: intracellular protein transport; SNARE complex disassembly. Bases 319 to 1194 code for a protein of 291 amino acids. The transcript is spliced from 3 exons. Gene Ontology annotation, molecular function: soluble NSF attachment protein activity; syntaxin binding.
CGACAGCCAAUGACAACUUAUGUGACAACUGACACCUACUAUGAUGUGCACAAUUUUUGAAGUUUUGUAAGUUAUCGACUCCGUGUUACCUUACAACACUUUGUACAAUUAACUUUGACAAUAAUAUAAACAAAUGCCUCAUUUAGUUGAUCUCCUUUUUGAUUAACAUUUGUUCGUUGGGUGUGUUGGUGUUGACAUUUCGUGAAGAAAAAUCCGUGCGACUGCAGCGUCAGCUGUUGUGUAAACACGGAACUGAUUUGUCAAUAGAUUGUCAGAAAAUAAUAGUCGGAUUUCAUUUUGUGUAAAAAUUCCGACACAAUGACAUCAAAUGAGCAAAAAGCGCAGCAAUUAAUUGCAGAAGCCGAAAAGAAAGUGUCUUCAAAAGGAUUUUUUGGAUCAUUAUUCGGAGGAAAUAGCAGAAUCGAAGAUGCUGUCGAGUGCUACCAAAGGGCUGCCAAUCUGUUUAAAAUGGCCAAAAAUUGGGCGCAAGCCGGAAGUGCGUUCUGUGAAGCUGCAAACUUGAAUUCCCGAAGUGGGGCUCGACAUGAUGCUGCCACAAAUUAUGUAGAUGCUGCCAAUUGUUACAAGAAGUCAGACAUCAAUGAAGCCGUAAACUGCCUUCUCAAGGCGAUAGAAAUCUACACAGAUAUGGGUCGGUUUACCAUGGCCGCAAAGCACCACCAAAGUAUUGCCGAAAUGUACGAAACCGACGCCAUAGAUUUAGAAAAAGCCGUGCAACAUUACGAACAAGCCGCUGAUUAUUUCCGAGGAGAAGAAAGCAAUGCUUCGGCCAAUAGGUGUUUGUUAAAGGUAGCACAGUACGCAGCCCAGUUGGAAAAUUACGAAAAAGCAAUACAAAUUUAUCAGCAAGUUGCCUCGUCAGCUCUAGAAAGUUCACUUUUAAAAUAUAGUGCUAAGGAAUAUCUAUUUCGUGCUGCCUUGUGUCAUCUUUGUGUCGAUGUUUUGAAUGCGCAGCAUGCCAUGGAGCGUUACGUGCAAAUGUAUCCUGCUUUCCAAGAUUCCAGGGAGUAUAAGUUGUUGAAAACUCUCAUUGAACACAUGGAGGAACAGAAUGUCGAAGGUUUUACUGACGCUGUUAAAGAAUAUGAUUCGAUUUCGCGUCUAGAUCAGUGGUACACCACCAUAUUGUUGCGUAUCAAGAAACAAUUGAACGAAAAUCCAGAUUUGCGCUAAAGCGAUUUUUUAUGGUUGUUAAGAGAGGAUAUUUAUUUAUGUUUUGUUGGAUUUCAAGAAUUAUUUGUAAACAACGUAAAUAAACCUUGUGUAAAGUUA